AUGUUCGAGAACCUGUGUGCUCUCCCUGUGGAGCACGAUAUUUUUGUACAGACGGUCCAUCCCCAGCAGCCACUCGUAGCAGUCGGCCUGGCCAAUGGCGAUGUACACACCUACCGCCUCCCUGCCGGCGCAAGCGAUGACGACAACGACGACGACAAUGACACGACAUUAGCAUCCGAAAGCGGCUUUGGAACUAUCGACCGCAUCUGGCGCACAAGGCGACACAAGGGCAGUUGCCGGACCCUCGCAUACAGCGUCGACGGUGCGUCGUUGAUCUCUGCAGGCACCGACGGCAUAGUCAAGGUUGCGGAUUCCAUGACCGGCCAGGUGACCGCGAAGAUCACCAUUCCACUGGACCCCUCCAAUAGCGGCAUCGACGCGCCCACACUGGUCCACGCCCUGUCACCGCAAUCCCUCAUCCUCACCACCGACUCUGGAGCGCUGCAUAUAUACGACAUUAGGAACCUCAAAGGCGGAGAAAAAGUCUCUCUUAAACCAGAGAACACGCACCACCCACACGACGACUACGUCUCCUCGCUCACCCCACUACCACCUACACAAGCGAGUACAAGCGGCUUCAGCAAGCAAUGGGUCACGACAGGUGGCAGCACACUGGCCGUCACGGACAUCCGUAGGGGGGUCAUGGUCCGUAGCGAGGACCAAGAGGAGGAGCUGCUAAGCUCUACCAUUGUCACUGGCCUCUCAACAAAGGGCUCCAACGUCGGCGAGAAGGUUGUGGUUGGCGCCAGCAACGGUGUCCUCACCCUUUGGGAACGUGGUGUAUGGGAUGACCAAGACGAUCGCAUCAUCAUCGACCGCUCUAAGGGGGGCGGCGAGAGCCUUGACGCCAUCACUGUCGUGCCUGAUGGUGUUGGGCCAGGUGGAAAGAUUGUCGCCGUCGGUAUGGGCAACGGCAACAUUCGCUUCGCCAAGAUUGGCCCCAAUAAGAUUGUCGCCGAGCUCAAGCACGACGAGCUAUCGCAAGAAAGCGUCAUUGGCCUUGAUUUCGAUGUCACGGGCAGGAUGAUUAGCAGCGGUGGCAAGACUGUCAAGGUGUGGGGCGAGCAGACGUGGCAGGACGUUGAUGAAGACGACGAUGGCGAGGAAACCGAAAAUGGAAAGCGCCAGCACGAUAGCGAUGAGAGUGACGACAGCGAUGACAUGGACGAGAGCAGCGAAGACGAACCCAAGCAAAAGCGAAAGAAGAGAAAGAAGAACAAGGGUCAGCAAGCAAAGGGACACGACGACUGCAACUGCUUCUACUCUGCACUAUCCAAGACAUCCGUCUUCCAGCCCGCUACUUCUGAAGGACCAAGUGAUGCCACUGGUAAUCUGGAUGAGCUUGCCCUAGAUCAUAUCCGUGAUUUUGUCAGUCAAAAGCGCUUGCAGAGAAGUGAAAACGACACUCGAUCUCCUUCAUCAUCGCUUUACCAACCUCUUGCCGAUGGUGAGAUACGCGUUCUGGAGCUGUCCCCUGGGGAAUUUGAAGACCCUCUUCACGGUAAACUGCAUACCGUCAACAUCGACUUUUCACAUCCAUCAAGGGUUGAGCAUACCGUGUAUCCAUUUGACAACCCCGCAAACACGAGUAGAAGGACAUUCACAUAUACGAGGCACACUAAUCAUGCAGUGUCCCUGACUACAGAAAGUCCGGUAUGGUAUACUGCCCUCAGCUACGUAUGGGGAGCGCCAGUAUUUGACCAGACGAUUUGGUUGGGAGAUUUUUCUGUUAAGAUCCUGAAGAGCCUGGCUAGUGCUCUGCGCUACUUGCGCCUGAGAGACAAGAGUAUAUACGUGUGGACAGACCAGAUCUGUAUAAACCAGCAAGACAUAGCAGAGAAAGGACAACAAAUUCCACUCAUGCGCAUGAUCUACUCGCAUGCAACUAACACGCUUAUAUGGCUUGGCGACGAUGAUGGCGAAGACCCCGUCGGCGCCCUCGACUUGCUCGAGACUGUCUACGCUCGAUUACAGGGAACAGAUGCGCAAGUAACACCAGCAGACUUUGCCAGACUAGACUUUCCUCCCGUCUCGGACCAAGUAUGGUGGGAUAUCCGACAACUUCUCCGGAGGCCCUGGUUCAGUAGGUUGUGGACAAUACAGGAGGCGGUGCUAUCGAGGAAUCUGUUUAUCAAGUGCGGCCAUGCAUCAGUCUGCUGGGAUGACUUGGCGGCUUGGUGCUAUUGCUUGGAAGAGACCGGCAUACUCCGCUGGCUCGUUAGCAAUGCAGAUUUAGACCUUCAACGUCCCCUCCGAGAGAAUCCAAAAUUCUUGCCGCCGCAGGGAGCCGUGGUUGUGGAGUCCAUCCAGGCAGAUCGUCUUCAAAGCAUGGGGCUCAUCCAGAAGGAAUAUCUGCUGAACAUUCUAGUAUCAACAAGAUAUGCCCAGGCAACGGAGCCCAAAGAUAAAGUGUACGGUGUCCUUGGAAUAGCCGACUCCAACAUCGUCCCAGAUUAUUCUCCCAGUCUCUCUGUCAGAGAAGUCUAUCACCAGGCCUGCUUGACGCAGCUACCCCAUUUGAAAUAUGAGCUGCUAAGCUGCGUCGACCAUGAUCAGCCAUUGCAACCAUCUUGGGUUCCGGACUGGAGUACUCCGCGAGCUACUGAAGCGUUGGGUUACUCGACGAAAGCUUGGGCUCUGUAUUGCGCUGGAGGCAGACCCGUAAAUGGAAAGGAACCACCCAGAAUGGCAUUGAGCGAGGACAAGAAUGCACUCACGCUAACAGGAAAGGUUUUUGACACAAUCAUUAGUGCAGGGUGUGUAUGCGAGGAUCCUGUGCUUGACAUCGUCGACCCCAAAGGCCAAAAUCGCGAUCUGGCGUCAUACGUCGAGCUGGCACUCAAAUCGAAGCAAUGGCACAAGUAUCUCAUAUCUGGGACUUCUGUUUACAAGGCUUUCCUUAACACUCUACUUGCAGGACGGGAUGGCUCGGGGGCCUUGGCCCCGACAAUCGACCAUGAGGAGGCUUUCGGUCUAAUACUUGAUUCAACGACUGGCCAAACGCCUUCUUUGCCUGGCCAGACCAUCAGUACACGCCGGCAGAAGGGCCACUUUACACUCGAGAACCUCAAGACCCGGAAGCCGGCCAGGACUCUAGAAGAUUUGCAAACGGCGCUCCGGGCCGCAUUGAGCAUGCGCCGAUUCGCCGUCACCAAGGAAGGUUACUUUACGCUCGUUCCGAGGGGCGCGCAGAUCGGCGAUGAGAUCGCAGUGUUUGAUAGAGCUUGCGUGCCAUUUGUGCUGAGGCGGAAGAAUAGCGACUCAGCGCAGAAUGAUUUUGAACUCCUGGGCGAAGCGUACGUUCACGGUGUCAUGGAGGGAGAAAUCAUGAAUGUGGAUGACGUAAAACUCGAAGAUAUUACGCUUGUUUGA
Messenger RNA from Bipolaris victoriae FI3, 3372 nucleotides. RefSeq lists its product as hypothetical. NCBI's taxonomy places the organism in Eukaryota, Fungi, Ascomycota, Dothideomycetes, Pleosporales, Pleosporaceae. The record is from RefSeq and is a predicted model, not a curated record. The transcript is spliced from 3 exons. Gene Ontology annotation, molecular function: protein binding. Bases 1 to 3372 code for a protein of 1123 amino acids.